AUGCAGCGACAAGGAUGGGGAGUGGCCUCAAAGACACUGUGCAUCAAAUCCGCUGCUGCACGCUCGUCCAUUCAAACAAGACCAUCGCGUCUCUUUUCGUCGUCGGUACCUGUAUCUGGACUCUUCAAGGACUAUGUCAAGAACCUUGAAUCCUCCGGAACUGUCAAGGAGAUAACUCCUGCUGAAUUGAGUGCCAAACUCACUGCAGACCCUGUGCAUGGUGCCGCUAAAACUUUUCAUCUAAUAGACGUUCGUGAGCCAUACGAAUGGAAUGAAGAGCACAUUUCAGGUGCAACUUACAUUGGAAAAGGCGUGUUAGAACGCGAUAUUGAAGGUGUCGUACCCGAUGUAUACGACGAGGUUGUUGUCUACUGCGCUGGUGGGCUUCGCUCUGUCAUAGCUGCUGAUUCGCUUCAAAAACUCGGUUACAAGAACGUUGCAACGCUUCAGGGCGGCAUAGGCAAUUUCAAAACUCAAGGAUUCAACAUUCAACAGAAUUUCGCCAUGUACUCUGACAAGGGAAAGCAUUAA
This is a messenger RNA of Synchytrium microbalum, 531 nucleotides long. RefSeq lists its product as uncharacterized. The transcript is spliced from 6 exons. Bases 1 to 531 code for a protein of 176 amino acids. The record is from RefSeq and is a predicted model, not a curated record. Gene Ontology annotation, cellular component: mitochondrion. NCBI's taxonomy places the organism in Eukaryota, Fungi, Chytridiomycota, Chytridiomycetes, Synchytriales, Synchytriaceae. Gene Ontology annotation, molecular function: thiosulfate-cyanide sulfurtransferase activity.